GACGUAGAGGGAGUCUAAAAUGGCGGCAGUAACGACCGCUUUGAAUUUCAGCUCAGCGGAUAAAGUUUAAAAUAACCCUCGAACCGAGGAGUGUUAAUUACACCGGGAUAUGCACACGGAGUAGACUUAUUAAGGACGUAUCAAUCAUGGACUCUGUUGUAGGGGAAGACCCGACCCUACCUCUUGAUUUCAAUAGCAGUUCCAACAUGUCCAGGAUCCCCGAUAUGGCAGGUGUUGGAGGCAGCAGUUACUCCCAGGAUUAUGUGGCAGUGCCUAGCUAUUUACCUGGGGAAAAAACAUCUCCAACCAAAGCACGGGCGAUGAGAGAAUAUGAAAAUCAAAUCACUGACCUGAAGAAGGAAAAUUUCAACCUGAAGCUUCGCAUCUACUUCCUGGAGGAGAGGAUGCAACAGAAGUUUGAUGAUGCCAGUGAGGAUAUCUAUAAAACUAACAUUGAACUGAAGGUCGAGGUGGAAAGUCUGAAGCGUGAUUUGCAAGAGAAGCAAGAACUGCUUAUUAAAGCCUCAAAAGCUGUUGAGAGCCUUGCUGGAAACAACAGUGGUGAGCUUCAUCGUAUGAAAGAAAGAUCGAAGAGAGAGUUGGAGCAAAUGAAGGAGAUUUUUGACAAGAAGGUUGAAGAACUGGAAGAGAAUCUUAAAGCUGCCCAGGAUGACGUAGAGAAAAUGGCUGACAUUGCAGAGCAAGAAAAACUAAGGAAUAUGGAGAUGGAAAAACAGCUGCUAUCUAUUACUGUUUCAAAUCCGAAUGUAACGGUUCCUGGUAUAGAUAUAAAAGAGCGCUUGAAGGAAAAGGACAAUAUUAUUGAACAACUGAGUUAUUCAUUGAAAAACAAAGGUGCUGUUAUUGAACAACUUCAAAAUGAAAACGCAAAACUGGAAGACUGUAGCAGUGAACUGUAUCCUCUUAGAGAGAAGAUCAGUGAACUUACUGAAGCUCUGCAUGGAAAGGAAGGAGAAGCAGAGGCCCUGAAAAACGAACUGGCAAAGGAAAAGAUAAGCUAUCAAAGAGAAAUUCAGAGCCUGGCUGAAAAACAUAAAGAACUGUCCAACCUGGAAGCAACUACCCGACAGUUAACUGGAGAACUGGAGAGCACUAGAAUGAUGAUCGAUACUCUGAAAAAGAGAUUGGAAGAAGCAGAUGAAGACAAUAAGAAUCUCAACAGAAGGCUUGAAGAAAGGGUCAAUGAACUGGCUUUUGAAAAGAAAAACAGUCUGAAGAGAGACAAAACUAUCCAAGGCCUUAGUCUUGUGCUCAAGGAUAAAGAUAAGGAGAUAGAGGAGCUUUGCCAUGAAAUUGAAGACCGGGACAAUGCUUUAGUAAAGGCCAGAGAAGCUGCCCACAAGGCACAAAUCCAGAAAUACCAGGGUGCUGAGGAGCAUCAGAGUCUCCUGACAGAGAAGGAAGCUGAGCUGGCAAAGCUGCUUUCAGACCAUCACGCCAACACAAUGGAGAACCAGAAGCUACAGAGAGCCCUUGGCCGAAGGGUGCAGGAACUAAGUGACCUUAAUCAAACCAAAGAGCAGCUGGAGAAAGAACUGGAAGACAUGCAGGAGCUGAAGAACAAAGGGGAUAAGGAUGUUAAUGAUCUGAGGAACCAGCUGAAAAAGCUGAAUGGCGAGAUGGCAGAGAAAGAGCAUUCCUUGGAGCAGCAGUACCAAGCGCUGUUGAGCGAGAGCAAGCAGAAAGUACAGAGCCAAGAAAUCACUAUCAAGCGCCUGACCAGCAGUCUAAAUGAAAAGGAUCAGCUGCUCCAGGAAUAUUUGAACCUGGCUAAAGGUGCUGAUCAAGAGAGGAAUCGCAGCCCUGACGGGAGGGAUGCCAUGCUGGCUAAGUUACGGGAACGUCUGAAAGAGAAAGAAAAAGCGCUAGAGCAAGCUAUUGAUGAGAAAUUUGCUGCCAUUGAGGAAAAGGACAAUGAAAUCAGACAGCUGCAGCUGUCUUUACGAGAGAAGGAGCGCGAUCUUGAAAGACUGAACAACCUUCUUUCUCAUAAUGAGGAGACUAUUAAUAGCUUUGACGGUGUGAUCAAAGAAAAAGAUACAGAGCUGCAACACCUGGUGAAUUCUUGUAAAAACCUUCAGAGGGCUAAGCAGGAACUGGAAGACAACUUGGCACGUGCACUGCGAGAGAAGGAUGCUAUUAUAUCUCAGCUGCAACAAUCGCUUGCUAACAAGAGCAAAGACUUGGAGGAAAUGGCAAACACAUUGCUAAACCAGACUCAGAGCAACGUGCGGGACCUUACUGAACAGUUGAGACAACGGUUAAAACUAACCGAGACCAUGUUGGCAGAGGCUUAUAAAGACAAAGAGCGACUGGUAUCUGAAAAUCAAAAUGCGGUUGAAGGACUUCUGGCCACUGUCGGCAGCAAAGAUCAACUUCUAAAGGAGUCUGCUGAACAUUAUAACCGCACCUUGGCAGAACGUAAUCUUGAAAUCCAGGAUCUAAGGAGGCAUCUUUCUGAAAAAAAGCAUGAAAUAUCCAUCUUGGAAAAACACAGUUCAGUGAUAACGCAUGAGAAAUACAUCGAAAUUGCAGAGCUCAAAGUGUUGCUUACAGAAAAGGAUACCAUUAUAAACAAACUAGUGGAGAGCGGACAAGAGAGAGAUAAAUACCUGGCUGAGCUGAAAAUGCAGGAAGCUCCCAUACCACGGGUGCUAGAGUUGAAGCAGACUAUACAGAUCCUGCAGGAGCAAUUAGAAGAGAAAGAGGCUGAGUUGACACAGAAGAAGGGUGAUGAAAGUGUGGCUAAAAUACCCGUCAUUAAAAAGAGUGCAGUAACUUUGAAAAAAGAAUUGGCACAGAAAACUGAUGACCUGAACAAGGCUUUGAAGAAAGAGAAUGAGUUGCAGAUAGAGGUUGCUGAACUUCGUUCUUUGUUGGCAGAUCUGGAAAAUCGUCAUGAGGCUCAGGCUGCAAAUAUAGAGUCUCUGACGAAAACCUUGGAUGUCAAGGAUGAAAUCAUAAGGGAUUUGCAUACAAGACUGGGAAAACCGCCUAAACACAGCGGAGUGGAACUGCAGACCCUGAGAGGGGUGGUGACGAGGGAAGGAAUACAGAGCCCAGGGAUCCCUCAGAGAGAGGAGACAAUCAUUGGAGGAAACAGCCAGCAGGAGGCUUUGCCUGCUCUGCAAACUGUGCUAUCCGAAUAUGAAGCACUCAACACGGCUCUGAAGGCAGAGCAGCAGCUUUACUCCAGCCUUGUAAGGACAGUGAAGGAGCCAGACAGUGCACAACGCAUCCAUAAUUUACAGAUGGAAUUAACUGCAGUUCAGUUACUGAGGCAGCAGUUGGAAGAGGGCAUCAGAAGUAAUGAAGAUCUGCAAAAGAACUUGGAGAAAGAGCUGCAGCGGGCGAAAAGAAAAGAAGUGACUGAUGCGCAGACAGGCCUGAUUGAUCCCAGGGAGGUGGAGACUUUGAAACAUCAGCUGGAGGAUGCUCAGCGCUGGAACACCUCUCUGCAGGCCAGGCUUGGGGAGAUCCAGGGCAGGGGAGGGGGAGUAGGAGGCACAAAUGACACAUCUGACAUCUUCAGUUUUACUGGUGACCAGACCUCCUAUAUGAGUAUAUAUUUGGGAGAGCAUGAUGAACUAGAGCAGGAUAUAGAAAAUCUUUCCCUACCAGAACUGAGGCGAAAGGUCCAAGAACUUUUGGAGUAUGUGAAAGAGUUGCAAGCAUUCAAUAAGGAUCUUCAGAACAAAGCUUCAUUAACUGAGAACUCAGUCUUGGCUUCUGUGGAGCAAGACAAACAGGAUAUAUUGACAUUGUCUUCACAGAAUAAGCUCCUUGAAAAGAAGCUGGCAGAUGCUGUGAAAAUAAACAAGGCCCUCCAUGACCAGCUAAACAGAGAGGGUCAAAAAUCUGCUGAGAAUGUGAUAAAACCCCAAGUUAAAGAUCAAGAGAUUCAAACAUCUCCACAGAAGGAGAGGAUUUCAUCCCCCCAGGGGAACAGAGCUGAACAUCAAGGUAACAAGAGUUCAGGGAUAAAGCCACCAGCGGUAUACAGAAAGGAAUCCACCUCUGCUUCAUCUGAUAGCAAAAAGACGAAGCUGGAUCUGGAGGAUCAGAAUGUAGUUGAAUCAGAACUCAAAGACACAUCUUGCCAGAUGGAGACAAUUGGAAAAGGGCUUAAAACUGCAGAGAAGAAGCCAUGUAAAGAUGAAGGAAAUAAUCAGAAUAUGGAGAUGGAGAUAGCGUCUUUAAGAUCUCCUUUGACUGAAACUGGAUCAGCAUCAGUAAUUGAUCUCAGAAAUGAACUUGCCAGGCUGCAUAAUGAGAAUACUAAUCUCCAAGGCAUUGUGAAAGAAACACAGUCCACAGAGUUCAAAGAAAGCUGUGAUGAUUCAGGAGAUGGAGAAAUCAAAAAUGAUCUAAAUAAAGUGGUGGAAAGGUUAAAAGCAGAAUUAGUGGAUGCCAGAAAAAUUAUCAAACUCCUAAAGGAACAACUGGAACUUAACUCCUCCAUGGACAGUGAAAACAGUUUUAAUCCAGACCUGAUUGUAAACAUGGCUAAAGAAAUUGAUCGUCUGAAAAAGGAACAUGAAGCCUCCACAAAAAGAAGGGUAAUCCUGGAGAAAAUCCUAAAGGAAAUGGAGGCACAGCAGCCAAGGGGUAUUGAUGAAAGUGACCAGCGAAGAAAUUCACAGGAAACAUUACAACGGCAAGAAGCAAGGAGAUAUGCAACACCUGGGUCCACAACUGGUGCAAAGUCCCGUCUUCCUGUUCCUGUGAAGUCCUCCAAGGCAGCAGUCAAUAAUAAUACUAACAACGGAGCUAAUCGGAACACAGACCUGGACCCACAAGUUGAACAGCUUCAAAGUGCCCUUGAGGAGAAGAACCAAGAGUACAGAGAACUGCAGGAAAGUUUACGCACAGCAGAGUUCACCCUUACACAUCAGAAAGUGAACAAAACGGAAGCUACUCAGACCACAGACCCAAGUAGUGACUCGAUCCUUUAUAAGCGGAUAGAUCAGCUUCAGAAAGCACUUCAGGAAAAGAAUCAACUUAAUAAAGAGCUGCAGGAAUUGCUAUGCAAAGCUGAGUCUGCACUAGCAAGUCAGAAUACUGAUAGAACAGGUCAUCCAUAUAAAGACCUGAGUCAUCAACAGGAAGAGAAGCUUCAGAAAGCCCUUCUGGUAGAUCAAUUCCAGAAAGGUUUUCAGGAGAAGAAUGAGCUUAACAGACAACUUGAGGAAAGGUUAUCUGGAGCAGAGGCACGUCUGAAUGUGAACAGAACUUCAACUAGUACGAACACAGACCUGGACCUUCACCAGUUGCAGAAAGCUCUUCAGGAGAAGAAUCAGAUUAACAAAGACUUGUUGGAAAGACUACAUGGGGCAGAGUCUAUCAUAGAACAUCUAAAUGGUAAUAAAUGUGUAGCUAAUCAGAACGAAGACAUGGAACUUCAUCAGCAGGUUAACCAACUUCAGAAAGCCCUACGGGAGAAGUGUGAACUUAACAAGAAACUUGAGGAAAGACUAUAUGAAGCAGAGUCCACCUUGACAGUUCUGAAUGCUAACAGAGCUUCAGAUAGUACAAACAUAGACCUGGACCUUUGCCAGCUGCACAAAGUCCAUGAGAAGAAUCAAAUCAACAAAGACUUGCUGGAAAGGCUACACAAGGCAGAGUCAACCAUAGAACAUCUGAAAUCUAGUAGAGCUGUGGCUAUUCAGAAUACAGACGUCAAUCUUUCUCUGCAGGUAGAUCAGCUUCAGAAAGCCAUUUUGGAGAAGAAACAACUUUACAAAGAGCUUCAGGAAUUUCUACAGACAGCAGAAUCUACCCUAGAGGCCCACAAUGCUACUGGAACUUCAGCUAGUCCGAAUAAAGAACUGGCUCUUCAUCAACAGGUAGAUCAGCUUCAGAAAGCCAUUUUGGAGAAGAAACAACUUUACAAAGAGCUUCAGGAAUUUCUACAGACAGCAGAAUCUACCCUAGAGGCCCACAAUGCUACUGGAACUUCAGCUAGUCCAAAUAAAGAACUGGCUCUUCAUCAACAGGUAGAUCAGCUUCAGAAAGACCUUCAAGAGAAUAAUUACCUUUACAAAGAGUUACACGAGUUACUGAGCAUAGCUCAGUUGACAAUUGCAUAUCAAAAUACUAACUGGACUUCCACUGGUCCAAACACAGACUUGGAACUUCAUCAGCAGGUAGAUCAACUCCAUAAAGGUCUUCAGGAGAAAAAUGAACUGAACAGUCGACUUCAGGAAAGGCUGUCUAGUGCAGAGGCACGUUUGAACGUGAAGAGAAUUUCAGCUAGUACAAACACAGACCUUGAUCUUUACUGGUUACAGAAAGCCCUUCAAGAGAAGAAUGAACUUAACAAACACCUUGAGGAAAGACUAGGCACUCCAGAGGCAAUUCUGAAUAUGAACAGCAAUUCAGCUAGUACGAACACAGACCUGGACCUUCACCAGCUGCAAAAGGUUCUUCAUGAGAAGGAUCAAAUCAACAAAGACUUGCUGGAAAAACUACACAGGGCAGAGUCUACUGUAGAACAUCUGAAAUCUAGCAGAGCUGUUGCUAACCAGAAUACAGACCCAAGUCUUUAUCUGCAGACAGAUCAGCUUCAGAAAAAUAUUUUGGAAAAGAAACAACUUUACGAAGAGCUUCAGGAAUUACUGCAGACAGCAGAAUCUACCCUAGAACGCCAGAAUUCUACUGGAACUUCAGCUAGUCCAAUUAAAGAACUGGAUCUUCAUCAACAGGUAGCUCAGCUUCAGAAAGUCCUGCAGGAGAAGAAUUACCUUUACAAAGAGUUGCAUGAGUUACUGCAUGCAGCUCAGUUGACCAUUGCAUGUUUAAAUGCUAACCAAACUUCAGCUGGUCCAAACACAGAGUUGGAAUGUCAUCAGCAGGUAGAACAGCUCCAGAAAGCUCUGCAAGAGAGGAAUGAUCUCAACAGACAGCUUGAGGAAAAACUAUCCGGAGCAGAGGCACGUCUGAAUGUGAAGAGAACUUCAGCUAGUACAAACACUGACUUGGACUUUCACCAGUUGCAGAAAGCCCUUCAGGAGAAGAAUCAGAUUAACAAAGACUUGCUGGAAAGAGUACACAGAGCAGAGUCUGUCAUAGCACAUGUAAAUAGUAAAAAGGGUGUAGCUAAUCUGAAUGAAGAUAUGGAACUUCACCAGCAGAUUGACCAGCUUCAGAAAGCAGUUCGGGAGAAGAAUGAACUUAACAAACAACUUGAGGAAAGACUGUGCGCCACAGAGGCACUUCUGAAUGUGAACAGAACUUCAGCUAGUACGAACACAGACCUGGACCUUAGCCAGCUGCAAAAUGUCCUUCAUGAGAAGACUCAAAUCAACAAAGACUUGCUGGAAAAACUACGCAAGGCAGAGUCUUCAGUAAAACAUUGUAAUGCUUAUGGUGCUGUAGCUAAUCCGAACAUAGAUCUGGACCUUCAACAGCAAGUGGACCAGCUUCAGAAAGCCCUGCAGGAGAAGAAUGAAGUUAACAAGCAACUUGAGGAAAAGCUGUCUGGAGCAGAGUCCACCAUAACAGUUAUGAAUCCCAACAUAACUGUAGCUGGUCAAAACACAGACCUUCACCAGCUGCAAAAAGCCCUCCAGGAAAAGAAUGAACUUAACAAGAAACUUGAGGAAAGGCUGUCUGCAGCAGAGUCCGCCUUAACAGUUCUGAAUGCUAACAGGGCUUCAGGUAGUACAAACAUAGACCAUGACCUUCACCAGCUGCAAAAAGUCCUUCAUGAGAAGAAUCAAAUCAACAAAGACUUGCUGGAAAGGCUACACAAAGCAGAGUCAACCAUAGAACAUCUGAAAUCUAGUAGGGCUGUUGCUAAUCAGAAUACAGAUGUCAAUCUUUAUCUGCAGGUAGAUCAGCUUCAGAAAGCCAUUUUGGAGAAGAAACAACUUUACAAAGAGCUUCAGGAAUUACUACAGACAGCAGAAUCUACCCUAGAGGCCCACAAUGCUACUGGAACUUCAGCUAGUCCAAAUAAAAAACUGGAUCUUCAUGAACAGGUAGAUCAGCUUCAGAAAGACCUUCAAGAGAAUAAUUGUGUUUACAAAGAGUUACAAGAGUUAUUGCGUGCAGCUCAGUUGACCAUUGCAUGUCUAAAUGCUAACCAAACUUCCACUGGUCUAAACACAGACUUGGAUUGUCAUCAGCAGUUAGAUCAACUCCAGAAAGGUCUACAGGAAAAGAAUGAACUUAACAAACAGCUUGAGGGAAAGCUGUCUGGAUCAGAGGCAUGUCAGAAUGUGAUGAGAACUUCAGCUAAAACAAAAACUGACCUUCAGCAGCUGCAGAAAGCCCUUCAGGAGAAGAAUCAGAUUAACGAAGACUUGCGGGAAAGACAACACAAGGCAGAAUCUUUUAUAGAACAUCUGAAUGCUAAUAGAGGUGUAACAAAUAGCAAUACAGAGCUGGAAGUUCACCAGCAGGUAGAGAAGCAGCAGAAAGCCCUUCAGAAGGUGAGUGAAGUUAACAAACAACUUAAGGAAAGACUAUGUGCUACAGAAGAACUUCUGAAUGAAACCAGAACUUCAGCUAGUACAAACACUAACCUGGACCUGCAGCAGCUUCACAAAGCCCUAAAGGAGAAGAAUAAACUUAACAAACAACUUGAGAAAAGGCUAUCUGAAGCAGAGUCCACCUUUGCAAUGGAAUGUUAUCAACGUCAAAAAGACAUCCAGGAGAGAACUGAAAUUAACAAAGAGCUACAGGAGAGAUUACGUGAGGCAGAGUCUACCAUAGAAUGUCUGAAUGAUAAUCCUAACCCAGACACACACCUUCAUCAAAUGGUAGAUGAGCUUCGAAAAACCCUUCAGGAAAAGAACCAAUUUUGCGAAAAGCUGAAAGAAAGAUUAUUCACAGCAGAAUCUACCACAUCCCAUCUGAAUCCCAACAUAGCUGUAAAGAAUGAGAACCCAGGCAUAGACCACCUUCAGCAAGUAGAUCAGCUGCAAAAAGCCCUACAAGAGAAGACACAAAUUAUCAAGCAACUUCAGCAAAGGCUACACACAGUGGAGUCCGCCGUAACCCAUCUGAGUGCUAACAGAGCUGUAACUAAACAGAGCACAAACUUGGACCUUCAAAAGCAGGUAGACCAGCUCCAGAAAGCUCUUCAGCAGAAAAAGCAAAUUAACGAGGAGCUGCUGCAAAGACUGUGCACUGCAGAUUCCACCAUAGCACAUCAGAAUUCUAAUCACACAAUGUGUGAAGCCGGGACUUCUUUGGAACAUGAUGACAAAGAGGUUCAGGUGGAUUUGCAAGACCUUGGUUACGAAACCUGUGGAAAGAGUGAAAAUGAAGUGGAUAGGGAAGAAAACCGUAGUACAGAAAAUGAUAAUCGGCUUAAAGAACACAUGAAUGAAGCCAGCCUCCCAUCCCUGCUCAAAAGAGAUGGACAAUUCUUCUCUAUGGAGAAUCUUGAUACAAACUCGUCAACCUCUUAUCCAAGUUCUCCCUGUCUGAGCUCACCCAAAAUCAGCACGAAGAGCCUGCAAAUCUAUGAUGACUAUGGUUUUACAGACGACUUGGGCGAGCUCAAGCAGCAAGUUAUGGAACUGAAAACAAAACUGGAGAAUUAUCAGAGGGUUAUUCACCACCUGCAGAGUCUUCACCGUAGAAACUCCCUGUCAAGUGAUCUCUUGACCAUUGGGUCAGAACCAGGCCAGCAGACCACAGUGAUGCUCCAGGAAGAACAUGGAGAUUUAGAAAAGGAUGGCCAAGAGAUGUGUUCUCACAAGUCUUUGGGUCUGUUUAGCCAAGACCACAGCCAGAUUGGAAACUUUCCUUUAGGCCAUGAUGAUGAAGACAAGCAGAUGCUGAAGGAUGAGAUAGCAAGCCUUAAGAUUGAACUUGACAAGGAGAAGGCCUCAAACAAGAAUAUUUUGGAACAGUUGCAUCAACUUCAAUCAAAAAUCAGAUCAGCAUCCCCAGCUAGGUUUGAUUCGCUGGUGCAGUCCCAGGCUCGAGAGCUGUCACAGCUCAGGCAGAAGAUGAAGGAUUCUCGCAGCCUGGGCAUGCUGCACCAUCACCAGCUGGAGGAUCUCAACAGGUCCUUUGAAGAGCUACUGCAGGCCAGUGAUGUGGAUUACUAUGUGGGGAAAGCUUUCCGGGGGCAACUGGACAAGAGCCUUUUAGUGCUUGAAAAGCUAGAAGACCAGCUUGAGUGCGGGGGUGGGUAUGCAGACAACGAAGACAACACACUUCUUGAAUUUGCAGAAAGUCCUGAAAGCCUAAAGCAUGAAAUAACCUACCUCCGAAAACAACUUGACAGUGAGAGGAGGCAGCUGCAAAAGCAGCUGAAAGAUCUUGCGAGACACAACCAGAACUUAGCCCAAGCCACAGAGGAACAGCUAGAUGUGCUUUCAAGGGAGGUGCAGGAGAAGAAUAAGGUGAUCCAGCAGCUUCAGCUGCAGGUCAGGAGCCAGUCAAUAGAGCUGUCUACUAGCCACAACUCUGAUUCAGAAGCUUCCGACAGAUAUAGGACUCUGGAUAGCAGAUCAGACGCUCUGCAUGCGCUCCAGUGUUUUGAAGGGAAAUACGGCCAAUGCCGAACAUCUGAAGGGACAAAACUGCCUUACUUUCAGCAGGAGACUGCACAGCCACCUGGUAUUAUCAGUGCCUCCACUGGGAAAGCAGCUGUUCCGGGUAAAGAGAAUGGAGCUGGCAGUCGCAGACAGUCACAGACGCUGCUCUCCACCGACACACCGAUCUUGGAAAAUAAAGGCAGCCUGCCCCAGCAGCAGUAUUUACAAGGGCUGCAGAAAGAGAACAGCUUGUUACAGGAGAAGCUGAAAAACAGCGAGCAGCUGAAUGAGACUCUGCGCACCGAAGUGGAUCUGCACCGCUCGAUCAUCAAGAACAGAGAGGACACCGGGGGAGAGAGAGGCUUGUCACCUAAACCUCUGGACAGGUCCUCAAGAGAAGACAGGGCCAGCACAGGACUGACAGAAAGCAGGAAUGAGCCGUCUGGACUGGUGAAUACAGACCUGCUUGCAGAACAUCUUCAGGAAAUCCGUAGUCUGAGGCAGCGCUUAGAGGAGUCCAUCCGAACGAAUGACCGGCUAAGGGAGCAGCUUGAGCGCAGGCUGGCCGAAGCUGAACCGGACCCAGCUUCUACGAAUAUAUUUAUCAGCGGAUCAGAGGAGAAAGGACAGCUGGCCAACGAGGUCCAUUUCCUCUGGAGACAAAACCAGACACUCAAGGACCAGCUAUCAUUGGGAUCGAGAGAUAAGCAAAAGGAGAAUGAAAAGCUCAGAGAGUCCCUCGCAAAGAAAAAUUCCAAACUGGAGUAUCUGCGAAAUGAAUACGAGCAUGUAAAGAAGGAGGGCGUCCACCUGGAAAACAAAUUCAGAGGGAGUCUGGAAGAAAACAAGCGCCUGAAAGAGGUGCUGCACCACAGUCGAGAUGAAAUCAACAGGUUGCACUCUGAAAUAGGCAUACAGAGGCAGCAGCUUUCUGACAGCCAGCAUCUCCUGCAGUCCCUCCGAGUGGAGCUGCAGGUAUAUGAACAAAUGAAGGUAGCCAGUGACAAAAGGACAGUUUCAGAUGCCACAUCGGGACAAACGCAGGACAUGUCAGCACCCAGCCAUGGGCCACUUGACUUGAGUGAGCUGUUGUCUGAAAUCCGUCACUUAAGAAUCCAGCUCGAGAGGAGCAUUCAGACAAACAAUGCGCUGCGACAGAGGCUGGAGGAACAGCUGCUGAGGGGGCAAGGGAAAGUGGAGGGAUCCCCUUCAACCAUCAACAUCAACUACCUCCUGAGCGGAGAGCAGAGACAUUCCGUCCUCAGCAAUUAUGGAGAUAAUGGUUCUAAAUCGCCAGCACAGGAUGAAAACUUUCCUCAUCCUUCUUUCCAUGGAUCUCCAAAAUCUGGGAGGUCUCCUCCCAACAGGGAUGGUGCAAAAGCAUUGCACAGUGACUAUUCAGGUGUUUUUAUAAGCGAAAUGAAACCCCAUCCAAAGGAUGAGCUGGACUCUGCGUCACAGUGCAGUGGCAGCUCUGCUGACAGCACCACACAUACUCCCUCUCGUCUCGUCCCAGGACAUCGCUUAUGGGCGAGCAGAAGCGGCCGGCAUAUACUCGGCUUGAUCGAGGAUUACAAUGCUCUCCGCAAGCAGAUUUCAGAGGGGAAAAUGUUAACCUGUGGAAUGGAAAGUAACCUCCAGGAGUGCUUCCAUACCAUUUCACAGCAAGGGGCAGAAUCGAUGGUACUUGAUCAACGGUUCUUAAAAGGCUUCUCCUCAGAUGUUAAUAAAAUGCAGCAGAUUCUGGAGGAAGCCAGUCGUUUGCUGAAGCUGCUGUGGAAGGUUUCACUGCCAGCUAACACAUCCAACAGCAGCAGCCAGAACUGUCAGGACGAAAUGAUGAGGACUGAAAUUGCUAGACUGCGCAGCAAACUGUCCCAGCAGGAGAGGAUGCUGAACGGAACAGUCAGGCGCCUCCGAUCCACCAAUCGACUCAAAGAGGGAAUGGAGAAAGUGAUCAUUGAUCAAUUGGCGGUGACCCACAAUGUGUUGAAGAAAGCUAGAGGUAAUUUAGAGAUUCAGCCCCUACAGGAAGCCUCAGUAAAUGCAAAUUAAUCUGUGGGAUCGACAAAGCUGCCUUCAAAUGUUUUUACAGCAGACAGACCUGUUCAUCUGUGGAUCAAAAAAUUGACAUUUUAGAAUCUUCCCAAUGGAGCUAUUAAGACUUUGUAAGAUGUCACCAAGAUGGGAUAU
Molecule: messenger RNA, 12713 nt
Organism: Polyodon spathula (Mississippi paddlefish)
Lineage: Eukaryota; Metazoa; Chordata; Actinopteri; Acipenseriformes; Polyodontidae
Product: myomegalin-like
Exons: 51
Coding region: 147-12575 (4142 amino acids)
Cellular component (GO): microtubule organizing center
Source: RefSeq, a predicted model, not a curated record